CGAAUCGCCGCGCUUUCUGUAAGCCCCGCCCCUUUUCCCAAACUACGUCAUGGAUGCUGAGGUUAGACAAACAUCUCUUUAUAAACAUGGCUGCAAAGAGGCAAGAUCAACACGUUUUUGCAAUUUUAUCCGACUUACCUCAUGACAUAUCCGAAAAUUAUAUAGAGGGAGAAAUUUCCAUGAAAGCAAGGCAGCAAGGCUUUAAGUAUUAUAGUGAGAAUUAUUUCGAGAGGGUGAAAUUGUAUAAAAGCGACAAGGAGAAUGAAGUCCGAAUUUCCGCAAAAUGUCACCGCUCCCAACGGAAAAAUGACUCUCCGCAUUCUUUAAAUAUAGACGUAUCGCCAGGAUCCUUGGGUUUGGCGCAUUGUUCAUGCACAGCUGGAGCCAGUGGGUCAUGUUCUCACAUUAUUGGCUUGCUGAUGGCUCUUCAGCAUUGGAUUCUGAUGGGUUUUAAAGCAGUCCCUGAUAAUCUAACAUGUACUAGUAUGCCCCAGCAGUGGUCUGUGCCAAGAGGAAGCAAGAUUGAAAAUUCUGCUGCUCCCCAAAUUUGCAUUAUACCCCACCCUGAUAGAAAACAGAAACCUGUAGAAAAUGUUUUGACAGAAUGCAGGAAGAUUUAUGUGAAUGGAGAAGAUGUUGACCAUUUAAAAGCCUUAAAAGGAUUGCCAAUCAGUUACUUGGUGUCAAAUCCCAUGAAGAGGAAAAUGAUCCAUUUGGGUGAAGUUGGAAUAGGAAGUGGUCUAAGCACACAUGUAUGUUUUGUACUAUAAUUCAGAUUACUUCUCUCUAGCUCUCUCUAUUUCUC
Messenger RNA from Saccostrea cuccullata (small rock oyster), 805 nucleotides. RefSeq lists its product as uncharacterized. Gene Ontology annotation, molecular function: zinc ion binding. NCBI's taxonomy places the organism in Eukaryota, Metazoa, Mollusca, Bivalvia, Ostreida, Ostreidae. Bases 54 to 770 code for a protein of 238 amino acids. The transcript has 3 exons. The record is from RefSeq and is a predicted model, not a curated record.